GAAGAAAGAAUAUUCUUGUUCAUUUCAUUUGGUCGUUACAACGGACGAGGCUAAUUGGGAAGCUCAGAACCAAAUAGAAAAGAAAAGAGAGACAGCCAUUUUGGAAACAAAUUUCCCACUUUCAAAGCACAGAGAGAAAGAAAGAGUCAGGAGUAAGUAGAGAGUAGAGACUAGAGCUCCAACUCCUAUAUAUAUUCUCAGAGCCCAACUGGUCUUAUAUCUCUGAAACGACGGCGUUUACAGGCUAUCACUUCAGUCAUUCUCUUCCUUUCAAAAACUCCGCCUUUGGGAUUUGCUCAGCUGUUCUAUUUGAUCGGUGGGUUUUGUUGAGAGGUAUUGAGGAAAUGAGAGUUUGGGAAAUGUAGUGCUGAUUGUGGGUGGAGAUAUUUGAGUGGCUUUGUUGAACAAGUAUGGAUCUUGCGUGUAGUUUUCGCCAGCCGAAUGUGUUGUGUGGAAGUGAAGGGGUAAGUAGUAGGAAGUUGAAUGGUGUUGAUUCACAUAUUUUGUUUGGGAGUAGAGAUGGUGGUGGGGUUGGUUUUCGGGGGAAUUCGAGAGUUGUUGUGAAGGCGUGUUUGGGGAAGAAGGUGAAGAGGAGUGUGUGUUUUAAUGGUUGUAGGGUGUCACGUUUGGCGUAUAGAGAGAAUGCUGAUGACCGGUGCUGGAGUUUGAAUCUGAAAACGCCUUUGUUUCGAAGCUCUGGGAAUGUUCUUAAGGGGUCAAGAGUGGUUUGGUGGUCACGGUGUCAGAGUAAUGAUUCGUUAGCGUAUGUCAAUGGGAAUGGUCGGAAUGUAGAAUAUGUAGAAGGUCAUGAUGAGAGCUCAAGAGUUGGGCCUAUUCAUGAUGAUGAAUCAAGUGGUUCCAGAGAAGAGGAUGGAGAUAAGGACAAGAUAGAUGAAUCAGAGGCACCUACUGUGGAUGAAUUGAGGGAGUUGCUGCAGAAUGCCAUGAAAGAAUUGGAAGUUGCACGUUGUAAUAGUACCAUAUUUGAAGAAAAAGCUCAGAAAAUAUCUGAAGCUGCGAUUUCCCUGCAGGAUGAAGCAGCAACUGCCUGGAAUGAUGUUAAUUCUACCCUUGACUCUAUCCAAGAGAUUGUGAAUGAAGAGGGGAUUGCCAAAGAAGCUGUUCAGAAAGCAACAAUGACUCUUUCAUUAGCAGAGGCAAGGCUUCAGGUGGGAGUAGAAUCUUUGGAGGUUGCAAAAGGGACUAGUUCGCUGGAUGCUUCACGAGAAAGUGACGGGGAACUUGAUUCUGAAGACGAUGAAAAAGCACUAUUGGUUGUGCAAGAAGAAAUUCGGGAAUGCAAGGCGAAUUUGGCCAGCUGUGAGUCAGAACUUAGGCGCUUACAGAGUAAAAAAGAAGAGUUGCAGAAGGAAGUGGACAGGUUGAAUGUGGUUGCAGAGAAAGCACAGCUGAAUGCUUUGAAAGCAGAGGAGGAUGUAACAAAUAUAAUGCUAUUAGCAGAGCAAGCUGUUGCAUUUGAACUUGAGGCUGCACAACGUGUGAAUGAUGCAGAGAUUGCAUUACAAAGAGCAGAGAAAUCUCUCUCGAAUUCAUUUGUUGAUACCACACAAAACAACGAGGGACAGGUGUCUAAUGAUGAUGCUGCUAUCGAGGAGGAGGAGAUGGAAGGAAGUUCUGCUAAAAUAUUUACUGAAAAGGCUAAAGAUCUGCUAAUUGAUGGGGAUUUGUCUGCUAUGAAGCCUUUACCAGAGAGCCCUUCAGACAGAAUGACUCAAAGUGUUGAAGAAACAACCGAAACUGCUGAUUUAAGUGAUCACGAGAACCGAAAGAUAGGCAAAGAUUCUCUUAAAGAGGUUGAAGUAGAGACCGAAAAGUCAAAGAAUGUGGUUCAGACUAAAAAGCAGGAAUCUCAGAAGGAAAUAAUUAGGGAAAGUGCACCAUCAAAUACUCCCAAGACACUAGUGAAGAAAUCUUCUCGUUUCUUUCCUGCAUCUUUCUUCUCUUUUCCUGAAGAUGGGACUGAAUUCACACCAACAUCAGUGUUCCAGGGUCUGUUUGAUUAUGCAAGGAAGCAAUGGCCCAAGUUGGUUGUUGGAAUUUUCCUAUGUGGCAUAGGGCUUACCUUUUACACUAAUCGGGCAGAAAGAGCCACUCAACUGAUACAACAGCCAGAUGCCAUUACCACUAGUUUUGAAGAAGUUUCCUCAACUGCGAGGCCUCUAGUUCAACAAUUACGCAAACUUCCUAAGAGAAUUAAAAGCCUAAUUGAUAUGCUGCCUCAUCAAGAGGUGAAUGAGGAGGAAGCUUCCCUCUUUGACAUGCUAUGGUUAUUGCUUGCAAGUGUGAUAUUUGUGCCUGUAUUCCAGAAAAUUCCUGGAGGUAGUCCAGUUCUUGGGUACUUGACAGCUGGUAUCUUAAUUGGGCCUUAUGGCCUCUCAAUUAUUACUCAUGUACAUGGAACAAAGGCAAUUGCUGAAUUUGGAGUUGUUUUCUUACUGUUCAACAUUGGCCUUGAGCUUUCUGUUGAAAGGUUGAGUUCCAUGAAGAAAUAUGUAUUUGGAUUAGGCUCUGCUCAGGUUUUGGUUACAGCUGUUGUCAUUGGCUUGGUUGCUCAUUAUGUUUGUGGGCUGCCUGGCCCUGCUGCAAUUGUAAUUGGCAAUGGUCUAGCUUUAUCAUCCACUGCAGUUGUGCUGCAGGUUUUGCAAGAGCGGGGUGAGAGCACUUCACGCCAUGGUCGUGGAACCUUUUCUGUUCUACUUUUCCAGGAUUUGGCUGUUGUGGUUUUGCUAAUACUUAUACCUCUUAUUUCACCCAAUUCAUCCAAAGGAGGGAUUGGUUUCCAAGCUAUUGCUGAAGCUCUUGGACUUGCUGCUGUAAAGGCAGCAGUUGCUAUCACAGCCAUUAUUGCUGGUGGACGCUUGUUGCUUCGACCAAUUUAUAGGCAAAUUGCAGAUAAUCAAAACGCAGAAAUAUUUUCUGCUAACACAUUGCUUGUUAUUCUAGGAACAAGUCUUCUCACUGCCAGGGCUGGACUGUCCAUGGCACUGGGAGCAUUUUUGGCUGGUUUGCUUCUUGCGGAAACUGAAUUUUCCUUACAGGUUGAGUCAGACAUUGCUCCAUAUCGCGGCCUUCUGUUGGGUCUCUUUUUCAUGACGGUUGGAAUGUCUAUUGAUCCAAAACUUCUUGUUUCAAACUUCCCCGUUGUAGUUGGAUCAUUAGGACUCCUACUCGUUGGUAAAUCCCUGUUGGUUGCUUUAAUUGGCAAACUAUCUGGCAUUUCAAUAAUAUCAGCAAUAAGAGUUGGUCUUCUUCUUGCCCCUGGUGGAGAAUUUGCAUUUGUUGCUUUUGGUGAAGCUGUUAAUCAGGGAAUAAUGUCUCCUCAACUAUCUUCCUUGCUCUUUCUUGUCGUUGGAAUUUCAAUGGCACUCACACCAUGGCUAGCUGCUGGGGGACAGUUAAUUGCAUCUCGUUUUGAGCUGCAUGAUGUUCGAAGCCUACUACCUGAUGAGAGCGAGACAGAUGAUUUACAAGAUCAUAUAAUCAUCUGCGGAUUUGGACGAGUUGGCCAGAUAAUUGCACAGCUUCUUUCAGAGCGCCUAAUUCCAUUUGUAGCUCUUGAUGUGAGGAGUGAUAGAGUGACAGUUGGACGUUCCCUGGACAUUCCUGUCUAUUUUGGAGAUGCUGGUAGUCGAGAGGUUCUCCACAAAGUUGGUGCUCACAGAGCAUGUGCUGCAGCAAUAACUUUAGAUUCCCCUGGUGCAAACUAUAGAACUGUUUGGGCUCUGAGCAAGUAUUUCCCCAACGUGAAAACUUUUGUCCGUGCUCACGAUGUUGACCAUGGUCUUAAUUUGGAGAAGGCUGGGGCCACAGCGGUUGUCCCAGAGACCUUGGAACCAAGUCUACAGUUGGCCGCUGCUGUUCUUGCUCAGGCUAAACUACCCAUGUCAGAGAUUGCAUCAGCCAUCAAUGAGUAUAGGUCCCGGCAUCUUGCUGAGCUAACUGAGUUAUGUGAAACCAGUGGAAGCUCUCUCGGCUAUGGAUUUUCUCGAAUGAUGAGCAAACCCAAACCUCCGUCCUCAGACUCCACAGACGAUAACCAAUUCACUGAAGGAACUCUGGCAAUAUAAAAGAUGCCAGAUGAUUUUCUCGAAUGAUGAGCAAACCCAAACCUCCGUCCUCAGACUCCACAGACGAUAACCAAUUCACUGAAGGAACUCUGGCAAUAUAAAAGAUGCCAGAUGACACAGUAAAGGAUAAAAGGGAAACUGUAGAAACAGCUCAAGAACUGUAUAGCUGAUUACUUCUUCAAUUUUGUACCCAUUGGGUAAACUGUACAGAAAAUACACUGAAGAAACAUCAAUGGAAAACAAUAGAUUGACAACCUUCUUCGUUUGAGGAUUUUUUCCGACCACUUUUCUAUCCUAGAGGAGGCUGAAGACACUAAACAGAACUCUCCUGACAUUUUGAUUUUAGGGCUCUUCUUGGCUCUUUGAUCAAGAAAUCAUAAUGUUCCAAUCUUCUUAUC
Messenger RNA from Fragaria vesca subsp. vesca, 4486 nucleotides. Its product is annotated as K(+) efflux antiporter 2, chloroplastic-like. The record is from RefSeq and is a predicted model, not a curated record. Gene Ontology annotation, molecular function: potassium:proton antiporter activity. Lineage: Eukaryota; Viridiplantae; Streptophyta; Magnoliopsida; Rosales; Rosaceae. Gene Ontology annotation, cellular component: membrane; chloroplast. Gene Ontology annotation, biological process: proton transmembrane transport; potassium ion transport.